Messenger RNA from Caretta caretta (loggerhead turtle), 16295 nucleotides. The record is from RefSeq and is a predicted model, not a curated record. Lineage: Eukaryota; Metazoa; Chordata; Testudines; Cheloniidae.
GUCACAACACAGAAAGAGGAGGAGGAGGAAGAGAGAGAAAGAGAAAACUAAAAACCCUGAAGGAUGGUUCUCAAAAAUUCGAAAGGAACCACAGGGAAUUCCUUUUAAGAGCAACAGAAAGCGAGCCAGCUGAGGGAUUCCGAAGGGAUGAUUGUAGCCAGCAGCGGAGAUGCCUUUUCCUUAGCCCUGUAGAACGUCUUUGGAAAUUAACCUGGAGCCCAGUGCUGUGCAGGGACUCCCUGGAGAACCAGGGCCAGAAGUGCACCACUGCUUCCCCAAGAGUUCUCUUCUUUCACACAUGCCCUUCUUAUCGGGAGCCAGCCUCUGACGGGACACGGCAGUCAGCUCAAGCUCUGAUGUCUCUGAUGAUUUCUCCCUAGGUGCUGAUCUGGAGACUCUAUACCAAUUCUCUCUUGGCUGGAUAGGAACCAGAGUCCUUGCUCCCGUCGUUGACAGUGCCCUGGUCUCACCACAUUAUUGUCACAUUUGCUUGCUGAGGAUGGGACAAUUUUGCCAUUGAAAAGAGGAAGCCGGAGAAGUGUAAGAACUUUGAGUCUGUGCUCUUUCCAUCAGCUGGACAAUAACAUGCAGAAGUAAUUAAUUCAUCUCCAUUCCAUCACCGCUUAUCAGACUUCAAAGAUAUUUUAAAUCACAAAUGGGACUGUAUCAAAUAUUGUAAUAGAAAUUCACCAAAAGAUCUGGUCUGCAGAAACAGGCCCAUUUGAUUCCACUGGCUCUCAAGUGUCCUGCGACUCUGGGCCCAUUUGACUCCACUGACGAUCACAUGCACCUAUCCAGGAUUUGUAUGAAAAGAAAAAGUCUGAAGGAAAAGUACAAGACAUUCAAGUCAACAUAAGAGACGGCAACAGGUCCAAGCCGUAGUGGGUGCAAUGAAAGCUCCAUGCAGGCCUUACCAUGGAAGGCUGUGACUCGCCUGUCAUCUCUGGGAAGGACAAUGGGUGUGGCAUCCCUCAGCACCAGCAAUGGACUGAACUCAACAGCACCCACCUCCCUGACAAACCCAGUAGCAUGGAGCAGUCCACAACCGAAAACCACGGGGCCCUAGACAGCCUGAGGGUCCCCUUUAAUGAGCGCAUUCCAGACAGCAUCAACUCAGCUGGCCCCAACACUGAGUCCACUAGCAAAGAGGUCAGCUGCAACGAAUGCUUGGCCUCCUUUGCCAGUUUACAGACCUAUAUGGAGCACCAUUGCCCCAGUGCCCGCCCACCUCUUCCACUGAGGGAGGAAAGUGGGAGUGAUACCAGUGAGGAGGGGGACGAGGAGAGUGAUGUGGAGAACCUUGCUGGAGAAAUAGUCUACCAGCCAGAUGGCUCCGCGUAUAUUGUUGAAAGCGUCAACCAGUUGAUCCAAAGUGGGGGAGCCAGUGGCAGUGGGGCUCUCCCUUCAUUCGUUAUGAACUCUCUACCCAAUGCUGGGGGCAAACCAGGAGAACCCUCCUCUGCUGCACCCGUGUAUCCACAGAUCAUUAAUACUUUCCACAUAGCCUCAUCCUUCGGGAAAUGGUUUGAGGGCUCAGACCAGUCCUUCCCGAAUACCUCAGCCCUGACGGGCAUCAGCCCCGUCUUGCACAGCUUCCGCGUUUUUGAUGUGCGACACAAAAGCAACAAGGAUUACCUGAACAGCGAUGGUUCUGCCAAAAGCUCCUGUGUAUCCAAAGAUGUUCCCAACAAUGUGGACCUGUCCAAAUUUGAUGGCUUUGUGCUCUAUGGGAAGAGGAAGCCCAUACUGAUGUGUUUCUUGUGCAAGCUCUCCUUUGGGUAUGUCCGCUCAUUUGUGACCCAUGCAGUGCAUGACCAUCGAAUGACUCUGAGUGAGGAGGAGCGGAAAAUUCUUAGCAAUAAGAACAUCUCCGCUAUCAUCCAAGGGAUAGGCAAAGACAAGGAACCCCUUGUAAGUUUUCUGGAACCAAAAAACAAAAACUUUCAACACCCUUUAGUUUCCGCAGCUAACCUCAUAGGCCCUGGACACAGCUUUUAUGGUAAAUUCAGUGGCAUUCGAAUGGAAGGGGAAGAGGCUGUCCAGGCUGGCACUGCCAGUGGAGCAGAGCAGCCACCAUCAGGCAUCUUGGCGCCUGGUGCCCUCUUGAACCUUGGUGGGCUGACCAGCUCAGCUCUGAAAACCCCAAUUACCUCAGUUCCCCUGGGCCCGCUGGCUUCCAGUCCUACCAAAUCCUCAGAGGGAAAAGACCCCGGGGCAACAGACAGCGAGAAGCAAGAACUGGGUGACCAGGAUAGCCUCUCGGAAAAAGCAGAACCAGCUGAGGAUGUGGAGGAGGACGAAGAAGAGGAGGAUGUGGAGGAGGAGGAGGAGGAAGAGGAGGAGGAAGAAGACGACGACGAUGAGGGUUGCAAAGGACUGUUUCCAAGCGAGUUGGAGGAUGAAUUGGAAGAUGGGCCCCAUGAAGAGUCUGGGGCUGUGGCAGGUAGCAGCAGCAAAAAGGACCCUGCUCUCUCAAACCAAAGCAUUUCUAACUCUCCCUUAAUGCCUAACGUGCUCCAGACCCUGUCAAGGGGCACAGCUUCUUCUAUUUCUAAUUCUGCUUCUUCCUUUGUCUUUGAUGGUGCAAACAGGAGGAGUCGUUUAAGCUUUAACAAUGAGGGCGGUGGAGCCAGCGUGGCAGAGGGCAGCAGGAGGUUGGACUUCGUCGAUGAAAGUGCCAAUAAAGACAAUGCCACAGCACCAGAACCAAAUGAGAGUGCAGAGGGCGAGGAUGGGAGCUACAUCUCCCAUCACCAGCACACUGGUCCCCUCUGUGAGCUUGGGGGUGGGGAGUGCCCCUCGGGGAGUGGUGUGGAGUGCCCAAAGUGUGACACAGUCCUGGGCUCCUCACGGUCACUAGGUGGCCACAUGACCAUGAUGCAUUCUCGCAACUCGUGUAAGACACUCAAGUGUCCCAAGUGCAAUUGGCACUACAAAUACCAGCAGACACUUGAGGCACACAUGAAGGAGAAGCACCCCGAGCCAGGUGGCUCGUGCGUGUACUGCAAGAGUGGGCAGCCACACCCCCGGUUGGCACGGGGCGAGAGCUACACUUGUGGUUACAAGCCUUUUCGUUGCGAGGUCUGUAACUACUCCACUACUACCAAAGGCAACCUCAGUAUUCAUAUGCAGUCCGACAAGCAUCUCAACAACAUGCAAACCCUGCAGAAUGGAGGGGGAGAGCAGGUCUUCAGUCACACGGCUGGGGCAGCGGCGGCGGCUGCGGCCGCGGCAGCAGCCGCGGCAGCAAACAUUGGUAGCACCUGUGGGGCCCCCUCGCCCACCAAACCAAAAACCAAACCCACCUGGCGGUGUGAGGUGUGUGACUACGAAACCAACGUAGCUAGGAACCUUCGCAUUCACAUGACCAGUGAGAAGCACAUGCACAAUAUGAUGCUGCUUCAGCAGAAUAUGACCCAAAUCCAGCACAGCCGGCAUUUGGGCCUUGGCAGCCUGCCCUCCCCGGCCGAGGCCGAACUGUACCAGUACUAUCUGGCACACAACGUGAGUCUGCCCAGCCUGAAGAUGGACAGCACUUCCUCCGAUGCCCCGUUCAGGAUGGGUGGAUACCAGCUCGAUCCCACCAGCCCUAUGGCAACCGUGGCUCCGUCUCUAGUGGGUGGAGAGAUCCCCCUGGACAUGCGGCUGGGGGGCGGGCAGCUGGUGUCCGAGGAGUUAAUGAACCUGGGUGAGAGCUUCACGCAAACGAACGACCCAUCACUGAAGCUCUUCCAGUGUGCUGUGUGCAACAAGUUCACUACAGACAACCUGGACAUGCUGGGGCUGCACAUGAAUGUGGAGCGCAGCCUCCCGGAGGAUGAGUGGAAGGCCGUGAUGGGGGACUCGUACCAGUGCAAGCUGUGCCGUUACAACACACAGCUCAAGGCAAACUUCCAGCUCCACUGCAAAACGGAUAAGCACGUGCAGAAGUACCAGCUAGUAGCGCACAUCAAGGAGGGUGGCAAAGCCAACGAGUGGAGGCUGAAGUGUGUGGCCAUCGGGAACCCCGUGCAUCUGAAGUGCAAUGCCUGUGACUACUACACCAACAGUCUGGAGAAGCUGCGUCUGCACACAGUUAACUCCAGGCAUGAGGCCAGCCUGAAGCUGUACAAGCACCUUCAGCAUCAUGAGAGCGGGGUUGAGGGCGAAAGCUGCUAUUAUCACUGUGUCCUCUGUAACUAUUCCACCAAGGCCAAGCUGAACCUUAUCCAACAUGUGCGCUCCAUGAAACAUCAGCGUAGUGAGAGCCUGCGUAAACUGCAGCGCCUUCAGAAGGGCCUCCCUGAGGAAGAGGAGGACUUAGGUCAGAUCUUCACCAUCCGCAAGUGUCCAGCUGCUGAUGCCGAAGAGUCAGUUGAAGAUGUGGAAGGGCUGAAUGAGACACCAGCUGAUCCAGAAGAGCCUACUAAAGAGCAAGAGAGUGGAGGUGACAAGGACCAAAACAAAUGGACAGCACCAGCCAGCCAGGCAGACAAGGAGCUGACAGAGUCUCCAGCAUCCUCCAAAUGCAUGUCAUUUCCCAGCAGCUCUGAGUCACCUCUCUCCUCUAAAUGGUCAAAAACUUCAGAGGAGACCAAAUCAGAGCAGAUGUAUCAGUGUCCAUACUGCAAAUACAGUAACACCGAUGUGAACCGGCUGCGGGUGCAUGCCAUGACCCAGCACUCCGUGCAGCCCAUGCUCCGCUGCCCACUCUGCCAGGACAUGCUCAACAACAAGAUCCAUCUGCAGCUGCACCUCACACACCUGCACAGUGUGUCGCCUGACUGUGUGGAAAAACUCCUCAUGACGGUGACAACACCGGAAGGGAUGAUGCCCAGCAGUAUGUUUCUCCCAGCAGCCGCUCCAGACAGAGAUGGAAACUCCAAUGCCGACGAGCCGGGGAAGCGGGCCGAGACCUCUGAGGACUCAGGAAAAGGCCUCCUGUCAUCUGAGAGCAUAGAGCACAGUGGAGAGUCCAAACCUGUUCCUGCCGAUCAGAGCUCCACCAGAGAGGACUCUGGCUUUCUUUGCUGGAAGAAGGGGUGCAGCCAGGUGUUCAAAAGCUCAGCGGCCCUUCAGACGCAUUUCAAUGAAGUUCAUGCUAAACGGCCCCAACUGCCAGUAUCCGAUCGCCACGUCUACAAGUACCGUUGCAACCAGUGCAGCCUGGCCUUCAAAACCAUCGAGAAGCUGCAGCUUCAUUCUCAGUACCAUGUAAUCAGAGCAGCUACUAUGUGUUGUCUUUGCCAACGCAGUUUCCGAACCUUCCAAGCUCUGAAGAAGCACCUGGAGACAAGUCAUCUGGAGUUGAGUGAAGCAGACAUUCAGCAGCUUUACAGUGGGCUUUUGGUCAAUGGAGACCUCCUAGCUAUGGGUGAUCCUUCGCUGGCUGAUGACCAUACUAUCAUUGUUGAAGAUGAUAAAGAGGAAGAGAGUGACCUAGAAGAUAAACAGAGUCCUACUGGCAGUGAUUCUGGGUCAGUACAAGAAGACUGUGGCUUGGAACCUAAGAGGGCCCUACCUUUCAGAAAAGGUCCUAAUUUCACCAUGGAGAAAUUUCUCGACCCAUCUCGCCCAUACAAGUGCACAGUCUGCAAAGAAUCUUUCACACAAAAGAACAUUCUUUUGGUCCAUUACAAUUCAGUCUCUCAUCUGCAUAAACUGAAAAGAGCCCUUCAGGAGUCUGCUACUGGGCAACCUGAACCUACCAGCAGUCCAGACAACAAACCUUUUAAGUGCAACACUUGCAAUGUGGCCUACAGCCAGAGUUCUACGCUGGAGAUCCACAUGAGGUCUGUCUUGCACCAGACAAAGGCUCGAGCUGCCAAGCUGGAGGCAGCUAGUGGCGGUGGCAGUGGUAACGGAACUGGCAGCAGCAACAGCAUCUCUCUGGGUUCGUCCACACCAAGUCCAGUGGGUGCUAGCAGCUCUAAUACCUUCACAGCCGCCAACACCAGCAGCGCUGGCCCAGCUCCCAUCCCUGGUUCACUCAAGCAGGGAUCCGGUGAGAGUGUGGGAAUCGCACCGUCGAGUAACCCCGUUAGUGCGAACAUCGCCUCCCCUUCCGAGCCUAAGGACGUCAACCGGAAGAAACUGGCUGACAUGAUUGCAUCCAGGCAGCAGCAGCAGCAGCAGCAAGCUCAGACCUUAGCACAGGCGCAAGCCCAAGUCCAGGCCCACCUCCAGCAAGAGCUGCAGCAGCAAGCUGCCCUCCUGCAGUCUCAGCUGUUCAACCCUGCUCUCUUACCACAUUUCCCCAUGACCACAGAAACCCUACUCCAGCUUCAGCAACAGCAGCAUCUUCUGUUUCCAUUUUACAUCCCCAGUGCUGAGUUCCAGCUCAAUCCAGAAGUUAGCUUACCUGUGACCAGUGGUGCUCUGACACUAUCUGGUACUGGUCCAAAUUUGCUGGAAGAUUUAAAGGCUCAAGUUCAGCUCCCACAGCAGAGCCAUACACAGAUAUUGCAACAGCAGCAAGGCCAACUAUCUUUGUCACAGUCUCACUCUGUCCAUAUACAACAGAGCCAGCAUCACGAGAAAAAAAACAAAUCCGUUAUUAAGGAGAAGGAAAAAGAAACUCAGAGGGAAAGGGAAAAUGCAGAGAGGGGAGACAGCAGUUUAUUGUCUAAAGAGUCUCUGCCUGACAACCUAAAGCCCAAAGACAAGAAAGACUUUGCCCCAGGCAAUAGUUCAGAACCCUCCCUACUUCCUCCACGUAUCGCAUCUGAUGCAAGAGGCAAUGCCACAAAAGCCUUGCUAGAAAACUUUGGCUUUGAGCUGGUUAUUCAGUACAACGAGAACAAGCAGAAGGUGCAAAAGAAAAAUGGGAAGACAGAGCAGGGUGAGAACUUGGAAAAGCUUGAAUGUGACACAUGUGGCAAGUUUUUCUCAAACAUCCUCAUUCUAAAGAGUCACCAAGAGCACGUUCACCAACACUACUUCCCUUUUAAGCAGCUGGAGAGGUUUGCCAAGCAGUACAGAGAGCACUAUGAUAAACUGUAUCCACUGAGACCUCAGACUCCAGAGCCACCUCCACCUCCUCCUCCACCUCCACCUCCACUCCCUACAGCACCUCCUCAGCCAGCUUCCACUCCUGCCAUUCCUACUUCUGCUCCACCUAUUACUUCUCCUACAAUUGCACCAGCCCAGCCAUCUGUGCCACUCACCCAGCUCUCUAUGCCAAUGGAGCUGCCCAUCUUUUCACCACUUAUGAUGCAAACUAUGCCACUACAAACAUUACCUGCCCAGUUACCACCUCAGCUUGGUCCUGUAGACUCUCUACCUGCGGACCUGGCUCAGCUGUAUCAACAUCAGCUCAACCCUAGCCUUCUACAGCAACAGCAGAACAAGAGGCCACGUACUCGGAUCACAGAUGACCAGCUCAGAGUUCUUCGGCAGUAUUUUGAUAUCAACAACUCUCCCAGUGAGGAACAGAUCAAAGAGAUGGCAGACAAGUCUGGACUGCCACAGAAAGUGAUAAAACACUGGUUUAGAAACACUCUGUUCAAAGAACGCCAGCGCAACAAGGAUUCCCCAUACAACUUCAGCAAUCCUCCAAUUACCAGCCUGGAAGAACUGAAGAUAGACUCACGGCCUCCCUCUCCAGAACCUCAAAAGCACGAAUACUGGGGAAGCAAGAGGUCCUCCAGGACACGGUUUACCGAUUACCAGCUCAGAGUCCUGCAGGACUUUUUUGAUGCUAAUGCUUAUCCAAAGGAUGAUGAAUUUGAACAACUUUCUAAUUUGCUGAACCUCCCUACACGGGUUAUAGUGGUGUGGUUCCAGAACGCCCGUCAGAAAGCUAGGAAAAACUAUGAGAACCAAGGAGAAGGCAAAGAUGGAGAACGGCGGGAGCUUACAAAUGACAGGUACAUUCGAACGAGCAACUUAAACUACCAGUGCAAAAAAUGUAGUCUUGUCUUUCAGCGCAUUUUUGAUCUUAUCAAACACCAGAAAAAGCUUUGUUAUAAGGAUGAGGAUGAGGAUGGACAGGAUGAUAGCCAGAAUGAAGACUCUAUGGAUGCAAUGGAGCUAUUGACGCCAACCAGUUCCUCCUGCAGCACACCAAUGCCCUCUCAAGCUUACAGCACCCCCACAUCCUCAGCUAAUGCAACCUCUUCAGCCUUCUUGCAGCUCACAGCUGAGGCAGAUGACUCCUCCGUGUAUAGUUCUAAAAUAGAAGCUACAGAUGAGAAACCAAAGCAAUCUGAACCUCCAAGUACACAGCAAAACCAAACUCAAGACAAGCAAGUGCAACCAAAGCAAGAGCCUCAGCAGCAGCAAGACCAAGGAGAACAGAAGACAAGUUCAACACACCAAAAGAUCUCACCAUUAUCCCCCCCAUCCUCAUUACAACAACAGCCUCCGCCACAGGCACAACCACCCCAGUGUCCUUUGCCACAAUCAAGCCCAAGUCCAUCUCAACUCUCACAUCUUUCCCUCAAGCCCCUUCAUACGUCCACCCCGCAACAACUAGCAAACCUACCUCCUCAAUUAAUCCCGUACCAGUGUGACCAAUGUAAACUGGCAUUUCCCUCCUUUGAGCAUUGGCAGGAGCAUCAGCAGCUUCAUUUUUUGAGUGCACAAAAUCAGUUUAUCCAUCCGCAGUUUCUGGAUAGGACGCUAGAUAUGCCUUUCAUGCUUUUUGACCCCAGUAAUCCACUACUUGCAAGCCAGCUGCUAUCUGGAACUCUACCUCAGAUUCCAGCAAGCUCAGCCACUUCACCCUCAACCCCAACAUCUACAAUGAACACUCUGAAGAGAAAGCUGGAGGAAAAGGCCAGUGCAAGCCCUGGGGAAAAUGACAGUGGGACUGGCGGAGAAGAACCUCAGAGAGAUAAGCGUCUAAGGACAACUAUUACCCCAGAACAGCUGGAAAUUCUGUACCAAAAGUACCUGCUCGACUCUAACCCAACACGGAAGAUGUUGGAUCACAUUGCGCAUGAGGUGGGCUUGAAGAAACGUGUUGUGCAGGUUUGGUUUCAGAACACUCGAGCACGGGAAAGGAAAGGGCAGUUUAGAGCUGUGGGUCCUGCCCAAGCCCAUAGACGGUGUCCUUUCUGCAGAGCUCUCUUUAAAGCAAAGACGGCUCUGGAAGCUCAUAUCCGAUCCCGUCAUUGGCACGAGGCUAAGAGAGCUGGGUACAACUUGACUUUGUCUGCUAUGCUCUUGGAUUGUGAUGGAGGACUCCAAAUGAAGGGGGACAUUUUUGAUGGAGCAAGCUUUUCCCACUUGCCACCAACCAGUAGUGAUGGUCAGGGUAUUCCUCUUUCACCAGCAAGCAAAACUAUGGAGCUCUCACCUCGAACUCUGCUUAGUCCGUCCUCCAUUAAAGUGGAAGGAAUAGAAGACUUUGAAAGCCCCUCCAUAUCCUCAGUUAAUCUGAGUUUUGACCAAGCAAAGUUGGACAAUGAUGACUGCUCUUCAGUCAACACUGCAAUCACAGACACUACAACAGGAGAUGAAGGCAAUGCAGACAAUGAUAGUGCAACGGGGAUUGCAACUGAAAUCAAAUCAACAUCAGGACCUAGUGAGGGCCUGACAAAGGCUGCCAUGAUAGCAAUGUCUGAGUAUGAAGAUCGAUUGUCUUCUGGCCUUGUCAGCCCAGCUCCCAGCUUUUAUAGUAAAGAGUAUGACAAUGAAGGUACUGUGGACUAUAGCGAAACCUCCAGCCUUGCAGACCCCUGCUCACCCAGCCCUGGUGCCAGUGGUUCAGCAGGCAAGUCUGGAGACAGUGGGGAUCGGCCAGGGCAGAAACGCUUUCGCACUCAGAUGACUAAUCUCCAGCUAAAAGUCCUAAAGUCAUGCUUUAACGACUACAGGACGCCUACCAUGCUGGAGUGUGAGGUCCUAGGUAAUGACAUUGGACUGCCAAAGAGAGUUGUUCAGGUCUGGUUCCAGAAUGCUAGGGCAAAGGAGAAGAAGUCCAAGCUAAGCAUGGCCAAGCAUUUUGGUAUAAACCAAACAAGUUAUGAGGGACCCAAAACAGAGUGCACUUUGUGUGGCAUCAAGUACAGCGCUCGGCUGUCUGUACGUGACCAUAUCUUCUCUCAACAGCAUAUCUCCAAAGUUAAAGACACCAUUGGAAGCCAGUUGGAUAAGGAGAAAGAGUACUUUGACCCCGCUACUGUACGUCAGUUGAUGGCUCAGCAGGAGUUGGACCGGAUCAAAAAAGCCAAUGAGGUUCUUGGUCUGGCAGCUCAACAGCAGGGCAUGUUUGAUAAUACCCCUCUACAAGCUCUUAACCUUCCUACUGCGUACCCAGCACUACAGGGCAUCCCUCCAGUCUUGCUCCCAGGCCUCAACAGCCCAUCCUUGCCAGGCUUCACUCCAUCCAACACAGCUUUAACUUCUCCAAAACCCAGCCUGAUGGGUCUGCCCAGCACAAGCGUCCCUUCACCUGGCCUUCCCACAUCUGGAUUACCAAAUAAACAGCCCCCCGCCGCGCUGAGCUCCCCAACUCCAGCACAAGCACCCGUGGCCCUGGCCCCGCAGCAGCAGCCGCGCAAGGAUAAGGAAAGUGAGAAGAUGAAAGAGAAGGAGAAGGCGCCUAAAGGGAAAGGGGAUUCCCUGCCGGGGCCCAAGAAGGAGAAAGGAGAGGCCCCUGCAGCGACCCUUUCUGCCCCCCUGCCCACCAUGGAGUAUGCGGUGGAGCCUGCCCAGCUUCAGGCUCUGCAGGCUGCCUUGAAUUCAGACCCCACAGCCUUGCUUACAAGCCAGUUCCUUCCCUACUUUGUCCCAGGCUUUUCACCCUAUUACGCCCCUCAGAUUCCUGGGGCCCUGCAGAGCGGGUACCUGCAGCCCAUGUACGGCAUGGAGGGCCUGUUCCCUUACAGCCCCGCUCUGUCGCAGGCUCUGCUCGGCCUGUCCCCCGGCUCCUUGCUGCAGCAGUACCAGCAGUACCAGCAGAGCCUGCAGGAGGCUCUGCAGCAGCAGCAGAGACCAGUGCAGCCGCAGCAGCCGCCGAAAAAGUGCAGCCGCAGCCCAAAGGAAGCCAAACCCCAGCCCCCCCGGGGGCUGCCCCCCCCCGACAAAGACCCUGCCAAAGAAUCCCCCAAACAGGAAGAGCAGAAAAACGCCCCCCGUGAGGUGUCCCCCCUCCUGCCCAAACCCCAAGAAGAGCCCGAAGCAGAAAGCAACAGCGCGGACUCCCUGUGUGACCCCUUCAUCGUUCCAAAGGUGCAGUACAAGCUGGUCUGCCGCAAGUGCCAGGCGGGCUUCAGCGACCGGGAGGCGGCCAGCCACCACCUGACGUCCCUCUGCUGCUUCGGCCAGCCUGCGGCGAGCCUGCAGGAGAUGGUGCUCCACGUGCCCACGGGCGGGGGCCAGGGCAGCAGCUCGUACCAGUGCGUGGCGUGCGAGAGCACAGUGUGCGGGGACGAAGCCCUGAGUCAGCAUCUCGAGUCAGCCCCUCACAAACACCGAACAAUCACCAGAGCAGCAAGAAACGCCAAAGAGCACCCCAGUCGAUUACCUCACUCUGCCUGCCUCCCCGAUCCUAGCACCGCAUCUACCUCGCAGUCUGCCGCUCACUCAAACGACAGCCCCCUAGCCCCUCUGUCCUCCUCCUCCUCUUCAGCUUCCCCCCACGCCUCCAGAAAGUCUUGGCCUCAAGCGCUCUCCCGGGCUCCACUUGGGAAGCCGCCGCCUCCUUCUUUCCCUCCUCUCUCCUCAUCUCCAACGGUUACCUCAAGUUCAUGCAGCACCUCAGGGGUUCAGCCCUCGAUGCCAACAGACGACUAUUCGGAGGAGUCUGACACGGAUCUUAGCCAAAAGUCAGAUGGACCGGCUAGCCCGGGGGAGGGGCCUAAAGACCCCAGCUGCCCGAAGGACAGUGGUCUAACUAGUGUAGGAAUGGACACCUUCAGAUUGUAAGCUUUGAAGAUGAACAAUACAAAAAUGAAUUUAAAUAAAAUUAAUAACAAACCAAUUUCAAAAAUAGACUAACUGCAAUUCCAAAGCUUCUAACCAAAAAAAGAAAAAGAAAAAAGAAAAAGCGUGGGUUGUUUUCCCAUAUAACAAUGCCGGUGGGUUUUACAUUUUUUUUUUCUUUUAAUAAAAAAAAAAACAAAAAAACCUCUCUUACAUUUGUCCUUUUGAAGGUCCUGUUGGUCUGGGAGACAAAAGUCCAAACUGCCUCCUUAAUGUCUUUGGAGCUUAAACCCCUUGUAUAUUGCCCUUUUCCAAUAAUGCCCCCACAUUGAUAGCACAGCAAAGGCCGGCAUGCACUGUAUGGGAAAGCAGCCCACCGGGCUACAGUUUAAAUUUCUUGCUAUCUUAGCAUUCAGAUACCAAUGGCUUGCUAAAAGAAAAAAGAAAUGUAAUGUCUUUUUAUUCUCAGGUCAAUCGCUCACACUUUGUUCUGUUUUCAGAAUCAUUGUUUUUAUAUAUAUAUAUAUAUAUGUGUGUGUGUGUGUGUGUAUGUAUAUAUAUAUAUAUAUAUAUAUAAUUUUUUUGUUUGUUUGUUUUGGGUGUUUUGUUUUGUUUUUUGUUCCAGAAAAGAAUUUUGUUUUGUUGGGUUUGGGGAGGGUUGUUUUGGGCUGGGGGGGAGGUUGUUUUUUAAUUUAAAAUGGGCAGAAAGUAUUCAAGAGAAAAACAAUGUGAACUGCUUUCGCUUUCUGGGGAUUUUAAGGGUAGCUUUUCUGAUGAAGCCAAUUUCAAGGGGAAAAGUUAAGCACUCCCACUUUUCAGAAAAAAAACACAGAGUGUUGAGGACUUGGAGCUUAAAAAUAAGUUUUAAAACAACUGACUUUCUGUAUUUAUGAUAGAUAUGACCAUUUUUGGUGUUGAGUAGAUUGUUGCAUUGGAAAUGAACUGAAGCAGUAUGGUAGAUUUAAAAGAAAAAACCCUUUUGUGUACAUUUAGCUUUUGUAUGGUCCAGCUGACGGCUUCUCAUUUGAUGUUGUCUUGUUCAUUCCUAGCCAGAUAGAUUGCAAUCCAUUGACUCGCCUAAGCUUUUCUCCCCUUUGUACCUUUAUUCCCCUUUCACCCAUCCUGUAAUCUUCCACUUAUGGUUACUGCCUUCAUUUCUUAGAGGGUGGUUGCAUAAUUAUUUUAUAAAAACUAAAGAAAGAAGUUCAAAGGGUUUUGGGGGUCAGUAGGAUCCCUUGCAGAAUAUUUUUUGUUGGGGGUUUGAAACUUUUUAAGACAUAUACAUACGAUUUACCUAUGUCUGUUACCCUUGUGCACUUAUCUCUUAUUUUUCGUUUUCCUUUUUUCUCUUCCUUUCCUCAUUUUGUAAAUGCUUCAAAGAUUCUGUUCCUAAACUAUAAGCGUUUGUUUGUGUAAUUAGGCUGCACUCUGUUCCUUCUUUUAAAAUAACUUUUUGUUACAUUUUUUCUCAAAAAAAAAUUCAUGCUUUAAAUAAAAUCCAAAGACAUACCCUUUCACCACUGGUGCAGAAUGAGCAAAAAGGUUUCUUUUUACAUGAGAAUUUGUUUCUGAUUUAAACAAACAAAACUAAGUUUAAAUAAAGAAAAGAAUAAAAAAGUUCCCAGGUUGUUAUCUGUGCUUCUUCUGCAAGCAGAGAGGCAACUCUUUAUGAAAAUUCAACAUACCAAAACACAAGUUUUUACUUCAAAGUUUUGUCCUUGUGUUAGGCAGUCUGAGUGGUGAGAGACCCAGAGGUGCAGCCCGCAAAGAAUCAGAUAGCAAUGUACAGAAAGCAAAACAAAAAACAAAACAAAAAAAUCCCAUAUGUGAGGCACUUGUGUUUAUGUUAAUCUCUGUGUUCCUGUUAGUGGAAAACACACACACACACACACACACACACACACCCCUCUUAUGGUCUGGACUUUAAAAGAAAAACUUUGUGCUGCUAAAAUGUAGAUUUUGGAGACAGAUGCUUGCUAUUUCACUUCCCUAGCCAAAUGUCAACAGAAACAAUCUCCCUUCCUCCCGACCCUUGAAAGUGUGAAAUCAUUCACCCUGUCAUCCUCCUUAUAUUUCAAAAGGGAACUUCGAAGACUGUGAAUGCAGGUUCCAUUGUUCACCCUCUGGCUUCUUUUCCCAAUGUUGAAGCCACUCAUCAACUUUUCAAGAGACUGGAGCAUUCCGAGAUAUGAAACGCGGAUUUCAUUUUUUUAGCCGGGACUCUUAUUUUUAUGAAUUUUUGUUUUUAGUUUAAUGAAAGACUAGAUCUUGAAAUGUUGUACAUAUUUCUAACUAGGCUGAUGCACAGUGCAAAUUCCUUUUUUAAUUGUUUUUUAAGUAGACAAUACUAAAGAGAGUACCAUCUAAUAUUCAUACGAGUAUCCAGUUGUAGCAUAAGGUGUCAAAAAUGAAAACAAGUACACAAAGCGUUUGCUCUUUUAACAAACUGUUUUCUUUUAACAAAAGUUCUUGUAUUUCUCCCUGUGUUUGAGAUGAACAUUUUUUAAAUUUCAAAGUUGUACAGUUUUUUGUUUUCCAUUAUUUUAUCUUGUUUGUAAUUCUAUGAUAUAUAUAUAUUCAAAUAUAUAUAUAUAUAUUUUUGCCAUUUAACUGUUGUAUGUUACUCUGUCUGUAUCAUAUAGAAAUAUUUUGUUUGUUUUGUUUUUGGUUCUCUGUGUGAUACAAGUUAACAAUUUAACACUACCUUUAUCUGUCAAAUUCUGCUAGGUAUCUUUUGAAAUCUUUUCUUUUGGUUUUUAUUAUGUCGUUUGGUCAUAGUGCAAUUUCUCUCUCCUUCUUCUCCCUCUUCCUUCCCACCCACUAAAAAGUGUUUUAAACUUAUUUUCUUAUAUUUUUUUCCUAAAUAUUUCUAGAUACUCUUUCAGUCUGAGAUUGUCUCAUCCUUUUGAAGUGCCAUGCAGCAGUGGCUGCAGGGCCUGCUCGCUUUCUCCAGCCCAGGCUGAGCUACUGUGCUCUCACUCGAAGUGAAAUUGAUGAACAUCAGAAGGGUUAGGGUUGCCAAAGUCUGAUUCCUGCUGCAGAAUUCCCACAGGGGUUGAAGGUGUUAUGUGGACUCCUCGGUUGUAAUACUGCUUUAAUCGCAGAUGAAAUGAGUGAUGGUUUCAACCAAGUCCUUGGAGGAUAAUUUUCCCCAUCAGAUCACUAUUCUCCCCCCACCUCCAUGUCUUUUAACACACUGUGGUACAGUUAGCGGUCGCUGCUCAGGAGAGGCCCAGAACUAGAAUACCAGGUGUGGUGCCAGUCAGGGUUGAGAUGCAUACAGGCUGUGUUGGGAAACUUGCAUGGUGCCUGUCUGCUCAUACCAAGCCAAUCUGUAGCCGGCGCUGUUAGUCUCUCACUCUCAUGAGCACUAAAAUUCAUGCCAGUAAUUCAAUAUCUGUCUACACUUCUGCCCUUCAGACUGGCCUUCACUUGAGAAUUUGCACCUCUCUUCUCCUUGAGAGGCUAUGGGAAGGGGGUCAUUUUCAAAGCCUUUUUAAAAAUUUCCCCAUAAUAUAAAUUUUUCUAUUUCAAAUAGAAAAACCAACAAAGUGGCCUGGUGCUGGACACCAAUCCCAAAGGGGGCUCUGAGACCCGAGUAGCUGGUACUACUCAGUCUGCUUAGAACAGCACCAGAUAGAACCCUAGAGCUGAGGUCUCCUCCCUUCUGCUUUUCCUAGAAAAGGGGGAGGUGGAAAACCCCCACAAGGAAAAGAUUUUAAACACAGCACAGAGCCGAUUACUGUUUAUUUUUAAAUUAAAAGCUUUUUAAAGAGGCGAAGAUGGCCAAAUUUCUCACACAACAGUAUGAAAUACACUGUAAGGCAUGUGUUUAGAGGGCCAACCUGCGCCCGUGCAGCAGGCAAGGCAGGAAGAUGCAGACAACAGAGAGGCAUUAACACAAGCCAGCACAGUUGAUGUUUGUGAAAAUAUAUUUUGCUUUUUUUAAAAUAAAUUAACUAAAUUAAAACAUUUUAAAUAGAAGCAGAAAUUUGGUUGGUUUGUUGGCUGAGAUACUGCCCACUGUGAAACACAAAGCUUUGACUAUUUUUUUGUUUGUUUUUGGGGGGCAAGUUUGGGUAGAACAGAAAGCGUAAAUGAGGUGAAGAGGUAUAUGAACAGCCUUUGCAAUGUACAAAUAAUAGAGCAAGUGAAACCAAAAAUGAUGUUCUUGGUGUUUUUCUAUAAUGUAGUCUUGUUAGCUUUUUUGUUACUGUAACAAUGCUGAUCUCGAACUGUACCAAAAUACAUGGAGACGAACAGAAACAGAAACCACAUGGAACUUUCAAAACUUUAAAAAAAAAAUUGUCACAAAAACUUUGUUGUCAUAGUUAAGUUGAUUGUAGAUGGUAAUUGAAUAUACUCCUUUGAAAAUAUUUCAUCAAGUAUGUUUCCUGCUCAUUGUGAUACAUUAAAAAAAAAUGAGCAAAAGCUCUUGUCUCCGA